AUGCCCCGAGAAAACAGUCUGAGCGACUCUGAGGGCAGGUCACUCACUUCUAACGAGUCAGAAGAGGAUGCCUUCGCAAUAUCGCCAGCAUCUGCGAAUUACUCUCAACUGCCUGAGGUAGCCUCUCCCUAUCGCGCUGACCUAUCGCGAAUCAAGACACAGUCCAGGAAAUCAAUACACUCCAAGGUUUCCAAGGCCGUUCCUUCGCCAGCUGUCCAUCAAGCGGGCUUUGCGACGAUGACACCAAAGGACAAAUUCCGGGCAGCAGUGCGCAAGGUCAUGGCCAUGAGGCGUGGCACGACAUUGUUAGGGAACGUCGGAGGCAUUGGAGCAGAGCCGGGCAUUGACCCUCGUCGUCCCGCUGUGGACGCUGCGUACAGUCAUAUCAAGGAGCAAUGCCAAAUUGAGAUUAUGGACUACUCGGCCAUCCGAAACACGACCCGACAUAUGGAUAACGCGCAAUUUAUUGAGUUCAUGGGAGACCUGGAUUCGCCCGAGUUACCGCAGAGGGAUCCGUGGGUUAAAGUGAGGUGGAUUAAUAUUGGUGGUAUUAGCUGGGAUGUGAUUCGGGCGCUGUCGAUCAAGUAUAAUUUGCAUCCGCUCGCUUUAGAAGAUGUCUUCCACGGCCAUUCUCGAAAUCGUAGCAAGGCAGACUAUUAUUCCAAGCACCUCUUUCUUCGUAUCCUUUGCCACGAACUUCUCGAUGAUGAAGAAAAAAGAUCUAGGGCGGCAUUUACACAAUACACCACUGGACCUCGAUCGAAUUCUCCAGAACCUCUGGAGAGCUAUCCUGACGAAGAAGAGGAAAAAGUGAAUAUGGACGAUUCUGAAGAGCUUAAAAAGCCAACAAGCUCUUUCCCUUCUCGCGCAGCCACGCUUGUUCAACGACGUGGGCAGCCGUCACUUUUGCCGACCAAUCGGAACGACUUGAAGGGGGCAUACAACACCGGAAAGAGGUCCCCAACAGGAAGUAAUCUUUCAACGCUGGUAGCCAGGGAAGGAGCGCUCCAGCUAUCUCGAGAAGAACAAAAACAGGAUGAAGCAGCGAUCGAAGCUCUGAAAAAGGGAUCUCGCAUCAACGUGGAUGUUACGCCUAUGUUCUUCUUUUUAUUCAGAGAUGGCACUAUUAUCUCGAUCCGACCCAUCCCCAACCUUUCCCUAACGCAGCCUAUAUCAUUUCGGCUGAAGAGUCGCGAUACUGUACUGCGAAAAUCGGCAGACCCAUCUCUCUUGCUCCAUGCUUUGCUUGACCUUAUCGUCGACAAAGCGGUUCAGGUCAUCGAGGCGUAUCACGCGAAAAUUCACAAGUUCGAAAAGGAGAUCCUUUUACGACCGCAAAUGAACACUGUUAGAGACUUGCAUAUCCUCUCCGGCGAUCUCAUCCUCCACAAACGCACGCUUGACCCCAUCAAAACGCUUAUCUACGGGCUGAGACGAUACGACGUCGAUCGGUGUGCGGCUCUCAUCGAUAGCUCAGAUCCCGCAAACAAGGAUGUGAGAGUAGUGGGGUUCAUGAGCCAUAAGGCUAAGAUUUAUCUUGCUGAUGUUUAUGACCAUAUGGACUACAUCUUAACUAGCCUGGAUAUGUUCGCCGGGAUUGCCCAAAAUUUGAUAGAUUACACCUUCAACAUGUCUUCGUAUGAGAUGAACGAAGUAAUGCGUCGUUUAACCAUGGCAACAAUCAUAUUUUUACCUUUGACUGUCCUCACCGGCUACUUCGGAAUGAACUUUUCAAGUAUGUGGUCCGUUGACAAGCACACCGACCUUCUGUUUUGGGAAAUUGCCAUACCCAUCAUGGUUGUUACGCUACCUCUGGCGCUAUGGGGAGACCUCAAAAAGUUCUGGCAUUAUAUCCACAAGAGGUCAGCAGCAACAAAAGCGAUUAAGACGAUGUAA
Psilocybe cubensis is the source of this 1896-nucleotide messenger RNA. RefSeq lists its product as uncharacterized. Gene Ontology annotation, molecular function: cobalt ion transmembrane transporter activity; magnesium ion transmembrane transporter activity; cobalt ion binding. The transcript has 13 exons. Lineage: Eukaryota; Fungi; Basidiomycota; Agaricomycetes; Agaricales; Agrocybaceae. Bases 1 to 1896 code for a protein of 631 amino acids. Gene Ontology annotation, biological process: transmembrane transport; metal ion transport. The record is from RefSeq and is a predicted model, not a curated record. Gene Ontology annotation, cellular component: membrane.